Messenger RNA from Bactrocera neohumeralis, 7334 nucleotides. RefSeq lists its product as uncharacterized. The transcript is spliced from 17 exons. The record is from RefSeq and is a predicted model, not a curated record. NCBI's taxonomy places the organism in Eukaryota, Metazoa, Arthropoda, Insecta, Diptera, Tephritidae. The coding region runs from base 257 to 4528 and encodes 1423 amino acids. Gene Ontology annotation, molecular function: GTPase activity; calcium channel regulator activity; GTP binding. Gene Ontology annotation, cellular component: plasma membrane.
UAGCAGUAGUCGACGUGCAUCGACUGCAACCGUUAUUGGCAAUAAUAAUCCGAUAGCGUCCAAUAGCAACAAUUCGAGUUGUGGUGGCACAACAGCUGCAGCAAACACCAAUGGCACAAGUGCACCGAAUAAUGAUCGUUAUGUUCCUGGUUCGCCGAUAUUUCGCGAUGAUUGCAAAACCCCGCCGAUAACACCUGCCCCACCAUCGACGCCCAAGAGUCGCGGUAAAGGUGUUGGCGCCAACAACAUACAUGCCAUGACUGUUUCGGUUGCGCAAACAACGCAAGGAGGUUCCACCAUUACCGCCACCACCAAGCCGUGCACCGCUUCCAGCUGUUACGCUUCCACACGCUCGGCCGCCAUGAUGGCACUCGCAUUAGGUCACCGACCGAAAAGUCCUGCUGUAACUAAUACAAAACCAACAACAACUGGAAAAAGUGCGGAGAGAAUCGUCGCAACUAACAGCAAUCACGCACCGUUGAUUAACCAACAAACCAACACCAACACCAAUACCAACAACUCGAACUAUAGCCCUCCACCGGUCGGCAUCCAUAGUAAAUCUCCAAAUACUAAUAAUCAACACAUCGCCAGCAACAACACCGCUAACAAUCGUCACACCACCGUUGCUGCAGUGGUGCAUAUGAAUGGCGGCACCGGCAUCAAUGCGGGUUUCGGUAGUGGCGGCAGCGCCUCUAGCGGCUCGGACAAUGAUGGCUUCAACACCUCGUCAUCGUCCUCGGCCACAGCGUUGCGUCGUUUCUACUUCAAGAGUGGGCGUAAAUCAAAAAUGAACUCGACAGCUACCACUUCGAUGACCAGUAUACCGUUAAAUGCCAUUUCCACGGCAGCUGCUGCAUUUCACACGUCAAUAAGUGGCGCUUUGCCGCCGAAAGCUGCUGCCGCGGCUGUACCAAAGGUUGUCAUAAUGGGUUCCUCGUCAGCAUCCAUCACCGAUGGCAAUAUCAAUACAUCAACGGAUUCGGCUUCGACGCUUGUGACUAGCGUCACACACACAGACACAUCAGAAACAUGCGAUUCACUGGAUUUGGGUGAUAAUUCGGGCCAGAGCGAACCGUUGUUCAGCUCACUGGAAGAACCACUGCUGACCGCCAUACAAAUAGAUUCUGAACAUGAAAAUGGCACCGAACUGGAAUUAACAAGUUGCAACAUGUACAAUCGACCGGAUAUGAAUGUACAGGAUAGCACUGAGAGUCAAGAGUCGUCACUGUCCAUUCUCACCAUUGAGCCAUCGUCUACCACACCGCUGCUUGCCUCGCAUCGCCGGCAACAGAGCAACAAAUGCGGCACGUCCGCACCACCCGCCUCCAAGCUAACAGCCACUACCGGCAGUGCGCCCAGCAACAAUGGCAAAGAGCGACUGCCGAAUACUGCACCGGCGCCCAGCAGCGGCACUAAACACUUCACAUUCGAUCCACCAAUAUCACCGAAAUCGGCGCGCACAAGCGAAAAGUCACGCACACACUUCAGUUUCAAGGAACAGCACACACACCAGCCGAUACAGCAGCAGACACGUCGCGGCAGUAAUUGGGAAGAUCAACGCGUGCAUACGACCAAUUUUAUGGAGGAGCGCAGUCCAACAGGUGGACGUCGUGAUAUUUCACCGAAUCGCAGUAAAUAUCGCGCAUAUGCGGCACAACGGCAUGCAGCCGCAGCUGCCGUCGCCCAGGCUUACUAUGAACAACACCAGCUGGCCGACGAUGAGGAGUCCUUGGAGGGCACACGUAGCAAAAAAUCACGUUCACGCGAAACGAGUGGCAGUACGCGUCAGCGUUAUACGGCCGCCGGCAGUGGUGCGGCGACUAGUCCAAAACGCGAACAACGGCGCUCACCCUCCAGCUCGGCACCGCCAACCAUGAAAGAGGGGCACUUCUUUGCUAGUAGCGGCGGUAAGCCGAAACAGCUAUCGCCAGCAUCACAACAGCGCAAAUACUCGUCCAGCUCUUCGUCAGGCGGCAGCGAGCGUGGACGCAUCAAAGAUUCCACCAUGUUUCCAUUCGAUCGUGAAGCAAUCGACUAUGAACGCAUACAGCGCGAAUGCUUCGCGGUCGAUGAAAACUCCAGUUCGACAACAACGUCCAGCGACUCAGAUGAUGCUGAACCAUGUUCGGUAUAUGAACGCAAAAUGUCCGCCCACCAUAUAUCGCCAAGUAAAGCGGGCGAGGCCUUUCAGCAAUACAAGCUUUUGGCACAACAAGAACACGGCGGACAGCAGCCAGCGGAGCCGCAGACCAACGGACCACCGUCGCGCAAGAAUUCGAAACGUAUCCGACCUAGUUCCGUAAUACAUGCGACGAUACGUGAAAGUCAACCAUAUGUACCGCAAACGGAUGCCUUCUAUCCGCAGAAGGUCAAACAACAAUCGCCAGGCGAAUAUAUGACGAGCACUGGUGGCAGCGGUCUAGGCAGUAGACAACAUUCACCCAAAUCUUACGCUGAGCUAAAUAAGUUCGAGGAGAUUGCCUCGAAAUUCGAGCAGAUUCCACCGAAACAACAACCGCAUGUCAAGCCGUUAGCGGGUGGUAGUCCAUCCGGCAGCAAUAAUAAUGCCUUGAUUGGCAGCACCCUGCAGGCGACAAAUGGCAGUAGCAACAGUAAUGGAGGCGGCAACAAUGCAGCGGGUACAGUGGCGCCGACGUCCAGUCCAACCGGGUCAAUGCGCGGCACGAUAUCACCGCCACUGCCAAAUUUACGUGUCGAUUUCUUUGCCGAAUCGCAAAUGAUGCAUCCGCGCAAGCGAUCGUCGAAGAAGAAGCAGUCCGCAGGCAAAACAGGCGCGCCAAAUGCGGCGCACGACCAUUUGGAUGAGAGCCAAAGGGGUGCAGGCAGCGGCAUGGGCGGCGGUAUGCUGCUGACAGCUGGAGGAGCGGUAGGCGUUGGCGCUGGGCCCAUCAACGUCACCUCAAACCCAAUGGAUGUGGCGAUGAAUACACCGCCGCGUGCCACCAUUGUCGUGCAACAACCGUCCUUGAGCUUAGACAACACCGUGGAAACGUUGCUUAUCAAGAACGAAGGUGAUUUCAUCAGCGUCGAACAGGGUAAAGAGACAUUAACGGCAACUGGUGCAACGGCAGCCGGCACAGCGGCGCACGCACGUAAACGCAACUCACAACAGUUGCAACAUCCACCACAUCAUCCGGCCGCACAUCAUCAGCACACGACUGCCACGCAGCAGCAACAACAAAAACGCGAUGAAAAUAUGCGACAAUUGUUGGAUGUGACGAAUACGUUGACAUUCGAGGAGUUGCGUGAUUUUGAAAUGCGCUAUGGCUCACCACAUCACAGCCGUUCACAAUCGGUAAAAACACCAGGAAGUCGUGCGUCAGGACGUCCCAAUCAGUUAUGCUUGCCACAACAGCGUUCACGCGUCGCUUCAAUGCCAAAUACUGGCGUCGAGGAGGAGUACUAUAGACUGAGGCAUUUUUCCAUUACCGGCAAAGGUGUAGUGAAUCGCGGUGAUUCGCUCAAGAGUAGACGCAGUCGUUCCAACAACAGUGUAGCCAGCUCCAAUUCGAGCACGGAGCACUUGACUGCCGCCCAAAUACCAGCGCCGAAUUCGGCGCGCACAUCCGCCACCUGCAGCUUGGCGUCCAGCCGUGAGAGCAGCACUUCAAAUCCAGGCAGUGGUCCAUACAGAGUCCUCAUGCUCGGCGGCCCGGCAGUUGGUAAAAGCUCGUUGGUCUCACAGUUUAUGACCUCGGAGUAUUUGCAUGCCUACGACACAAGUAUUGAUUUAAGUCAACCACCUUUUUCCGCAUCUUUAGCAGGCCCAUGCGAGAUACGCAUAGAAAUCGAAAAACCCGCAGACGAUGAUGAAUCUGGUGAAAAAUCCGUCUCAGUAUUACUCAGCGGCGAGGAGUCCGAAUUGAUUUUCAUUGAUCAUGCAUAUACAGAAAUGAAUCCUGAUGAUUGCCUAUCCAGUUAUGAUCCGCACGGUUAUUGUGUCAUUUAUUCGGCUGCUGACCGUAGCAGUUUCACUGUGGCCGAACAUGUACUGCAAGUUUUGUGGACCAAUCAAAAUAUCGCACAAAAAGCUGUCAUUUUAGUCGCAAACAAAGCCGAUUUGGCGCGGAGCCGUCUGGUGUCAUCCGAUGAGGGCAAAGCCAUGGCCACCGCCUAUGAUUGCAAAUUCAUCGAAACCUCGGUGGGCAUUAAUCACAAUGUCGAUGAGCUGUUGGUCGGCUUGUUGUCGCAGAUACGUUUGAAAUUGGAAAAUCCGGAAAAAUCAAGGGAUCUGUUCCGCAAACGUUCGAUACGUAAGUCGAAGCGUCGCGCCUGUUCACCGCUCGGUGGCGCCUGUCUCACCGGUGGCACUAACCCCAACACUCCGUUGGGACCAAUGAAUAAUGUCAUUUCCGAUGUGAAUACACCGCCUGGCAGUGCACAAAGCAGUCCCCGCAAAUACCGUGGCUCCCGUACAUCGACCAGCCUAAAGGUGAAAGGUCUCUUGGGACGUGUCUGGGCGCGAGACUCCAAGUCGAAGAGUUGCGAAAAUCUGCAUGUUUUGUAAGCAGUCAACGCGCCUGUUCUAUUCGUCCGCUCAAUCGUACCGCGCUGCGCGUGAAUGCUGCGUGAAUGUGUUGUUGUUGUCUUUCAAAUGUAUAAAAGUGAAAAAUAGUGGGCGCGUGCGUCAAGAGCCGGAAGAACUAAAAAUUACUGAAAAUUGUUGAACAAAAGUAAACAAACAAACAUAUUUAGAUUUUUGCAAGCAGUCGCUAGACACACAUACAUACAUACCCAGCAAAAGUACUGCAAAUUAUAGGAAUUUAAGUGAUAAGUGUGAGAAAAAAGUUAACGGAAGCCGUGUGCGAGUAAAUCAUGAAAGAAGUAAGCGUAUGUUUUAUUUUUAAUUUUUUUAUUGUUUUUUUUUUUUGUAAAUAGUAGUAAUUAUAUACUUAUUGUAAUUAAAUUAAGUAAAUUUUUCAGCAAUUAUUGUAUUAUGUCUGUAUUUUUCACGAGUAGUAUUGAGAAUUGUAAUCGAAGAAAGGUAAUUACUAAUAACGUGUUUACACUACACACUUUACAUAUACAUAUGCAUACAUACAAACACGAAGAAAAUAUAAGUAAUCGUAGUUAUGUAGGUACUUACAUUUGUAAUCACGGAGUAAUUUAUAUGUUAUAUUUUUAGUUUGUGAUUUUUGUAGUUUUGUUUGCUGAUUUUUUAAAUGUAUUAUUUUAGUAUUUAACUACAUGCAAAUAUGUAUGUACAUAAGUUGAUUGUAACUGUUUUUAAUAUAAAAAAUAUAUACUGAAUACUUGAAAAUUACUUUGAUUUUUUAUUUAUAUUUUUUUAGACUUUUAGUAGAGUCCUUUUGUUGUAGUUAAUUUGGUUUAGAAAUAUUUUUUGUAGUUAAUUUUGUUUAGAAACAUUAUACAUACUUCAGUUAGUUGAUUUUUUGUGUGUCGUUUUUAUUUCUAAUCAUUUUAACAGUAAGACUUUGAAGCGUAUUGCAAUUGGCGCUGGUUUGGCAAUGGUUUGUGUGUCACAUUUAACAGACCAAUUGAAAAAUUAAACAUUUUAAUAAUGAAAACUAAAAAAAAAAUAAAAAUAGUAUUUAGAAAAUUAUCAAAUCCGUCAGAAUUUAUAAUGAAAACCAUUUUUUAGAAUUUCGUACCGUUUAUGUAGAUGUCUUACAUACACUAAGACACGUGUCAUUUUGUAAUCAUAUGUAAAUUACUCAACGGAAAACAUGUAGCUUGUAGUGUCAUUUUUCAAUAGCAAAAAAAAAUUUUAUGGCUAUUAUAACACAAUAGUUUUAUAGAGCAGUUUACCGUCGUUAAAGUGAAACUGGGUUGCGUUGCUGAUUUUCAACUUAUGCAUAUUUUAUAAAUAUUUUUUAUAUAUAGUGCAGUAUAAUUUAUUUUUUUUAUUGUAUUAAAUAUAUAUUAUAUUUAACUUUAUAUUGGAUAUCAUAUAGAGCCGAUGAAAAUUUUAUAGAUUAAUUUAUCUCAUCGAAAGAAAAAAAUACUUAUGUUUGGUUAGGUUAGAUGGUUGAUAUAUCAGCGUGGCGGAGGAAUCAUAUUCAGUGAUUUUUUGUUAAGCCGAAAUAAGACACUUAUUGACUUUGGAAAUUCAGGUUGUCCUCACAAAACGAAUGAGAAAAGAAACCAUGACCCAACAUACUGAUUGACUGAUAAAUGAGGAAUGUACCGCGAUCUUAGGUCUAUUGUGCCCUCUCCUAAGUCACAGAGCCUUUCCGAGCCCCAAUAUAUUGAUAAAGUGUUAUAUUUUUCUGGGUGCCAGAAGUGAUGUGAUCCCUUUUGGAAACAUGGACCUUUGACCUGCGUCUGCAGACUGCAGAUCCAGCCAAAAGGGUUCAGGUCCUACCACGUUAGUGGAUGCUACGGAGCGGAGAAGUCAUCAGCCAGUUCGUUCCCGGCUAUACCUUUGUGACCGGGCACCCUGAUGAAGUGCAUUUGGUUACGUUCCGCUAGGCUAUUCAGCCGUUCUCUACACUCCUGCACUAGUAGCGAUUUGAACUCAUAGGAGGAGAUUGCUUGCCGCUUUAUUAUCACUAAGUAUGGUUAUACGUGGUUUAUAUAUAUACACGGACUUAUGGCUAAGACUUCUACCUGAAAAAUGCUCGGAAAACUUGACCGAUAAUUGUUCUCAAUUUAACUACAAUAUUAUCUAUAUAAUGUAUAUACAUAUAUGUGUGUUAGGGUGCUUCAAAAAAAUUUUUUUAAUUUUUUUUCAACUCUUACCCCCCCAAAGGUUUCACAUUUAACAUAGGAAUUUUCGUUUCUCAAAAAUAACCAUAUUUGAGGGGGUAAGAGUUGAAAAAAAAAUUCAAAAAUUUUUUUUGAAGCACCCUAAUACAUUAUAAUGUAAAUAUAUAAUAUGUAUGUAUAUUUGUUAGUAUUGAUUUCUUGAGAACAAAGAGAGAGUUUUCAGAAUUUGGCGCUCAUUGCUCUCAAUUAGCAGCAAUUAACCAGGGAAACAAUCGAGUAUCUCUUUUGUACUUGUUCCGCAUUGACAAAACUACGAUGUAAUCAUCUGGGGUACCCACGGAAUGGUACACUGGAAAAGGUAUCGACAGUGAGGCCACAAGGUAUAUUAAACUUUGCGUCAAGCGCAGAAAUCCAAAAGGAUGACUACUCCUCAUAUGUAGACCCAGUAACUGAACUCCAUCUGGUAUAACAAAGGCCCAAAACUGGUCUAUGCGUGUCUCAUUGGCCUACCAGACUAACCUAACCUAACUUACACAAAUAUUUACUUUUUGUCUGAUCCUGGAUCAAAAACUAAUAUUUGUUGUUUUGCCUUAGCAAAAUUUUUAUUUUAAACACAAAAUUAGUUUUAUAUUGCUCUUAAAAAC